UUACGGCGUAACGGGUUUAUGCACAGCACAGACUAACGAAGAUACCCGAACAGGAACAAUACCCCAACUCCAGUGAUAAAAUAGGGAUGGAGAUUGGAAUUUCAAUUAAACAUAUCACCGAAUGAGACAAAUGGUAAAGUAUUGGCAGUUGCUAUAGCCUAACUACGUUUACGCCGUUGAACUUCUGAAAGUUUUUAUUUUGGGUGAUUCCGACUCCGAGAGGAUUGGCAGGACAUAGGAACUUUCAGCGACUGGAAGGAUAAGGACCAACCCAGCUGUAUUUUACAAUCUCCGUUUUAAAACAACUGGAGGAACUGUGACCGGGAUAAUUACAAGGACAUUUGUGUCAAAGAAGUGCAAGGGGCAUUCAGGACCUCUGCUUACAAAUGGUAGGUAGUGUUGCAGCAAUGGAAGAAUCCAUGGACGACUAUGACAAUUACACCUACGAUUAUCUGGAGUAUGGAGACUUGGAAGAAGAAAAAGUCAGAGAUGGAUACUCCCAAAAGGAGGCUAUACACAUCAUAUCAGUAGUCAUGUAUAGUAUUUCAUUUGUGCUCGGUGUCACUGGCAAUGGAAUAGUCAUAUGGGUGAUGACAUUUAAAAGCAAACGGACAGUGAACAGUGUAUGGUUGCUGAACAUGGCUAUAGCAGAUUUUGUGUUUGUGCUCUUUUUACCCUUCUCUAUCGACUACGUUCUUCGAGACUUCCACUGGUCCUUUGGGCUGGUCAUGUGUAAGCUAAACUCGUUUGUGUCUGUGAUGAACAUGUAUGCCAGUGUGCUCUUUCUCACAGUGCUCAGUCUAGACAGGUAUGUCUCAUUGAUUCACCUUAGCUGGUCUCAGAGGUGUCGCAGUGUAUGGCGAGCCUGGAUGGUAUGUGGCUGUGUGUGGGGGGUGUCUGCUCUACUGAGCCUCCCUACCCUGAUAUUCCGUGACACUGUGAGUUACCGUGACCGGGUGAUGUGCUUCAACAACUUUAAUGUCCAGGAUAGACAUACAGCUGCUGUGAGACACAUUACGUUGGUGGUCAUCCGUGCUGCAGUGGGAUUCCUACUGCCCUUCAGUGCCGUCUGUGUGACUGGAAUUCUCCUGGCAAUCAAAGUCCACCAGUCGGACGAUUCUGUGUGCCUGUCUAGCUUUUCUAAGACAGUUUCAGCUGUCAUUCUGGCCUUCUUUUUGUGCUGGGCACCAUUCCAUACCUUUAGUUUAAUGGAGCUUUCCUUAAACUCAUCACUGUACCUACAUGCUGUUCUGAAGACAGGCUUUCCUCUUGCUACUAGCUUAGCCUAUUUCAACAGCUGCGUCAACCCCUUCAUCUACAUGCUGGUGGGUAAGAAGGUUCGCCAGCUCCUGAAACGCUCGUGUCUGGACAUCACAAAGAGUACUCUGCGGGAGCUCAACCAGUCCAUCUCUGCAACUGAAUCAGUGCCUAUAGCAGACAUAAGACCUCCAUACAUCAGUUCACCACAGGAUCCCACAGAAUCAUCAACGGUUUGAUUAUACUGACCUAAUCACACAGUUACCUAUAGCAGAAACCAUCAGAAACUGCCCUUUGAUCUAAUCCCACAGUUACCUAUAGCAGAAACCAUCAGAAACUGCCCUUUGACCUAAUCCCACAGUUACCUAUAGCAGAAACCAUCAGAAACUGCCCUUUGACCUAAUCCCACAGUUACCUAUAGCAGAAACCAGCAGAAACUGCCAUUUGACCUAAAAGAGCCAGCCUGACCAUUAUUUUAGUCCAAAUGUGACUUAUUUUAUAUUUUACUUCAGUGUAACAUUUGUGCUAGUUGUUUGAGUUGGAUACUUCCAAGUAGCAAUUACUUUGAGUGCCAACGUCUGUUUGAGUGCCCUCAUAGGAAAACUUGAGUAAAGACGUGCGCUAAAAGUAUAACUUGCACAGGGGAAAAGAGGCAACUUUAAUGAUUUUAAAAAGAAGUAUCUGAUCCUAUUUACCCCGAAGACAAAUAGGAAAGGAGGCCACCCUUCCCCACUUUCUCUGGAACAGGCUGUCUCUGGAACAGGCUGUCUCUGGAACAGGCUGUCUCUGGAACAGGCUGUCUCUGGAACAGACUGUCUCUGGAACAGGCUNUGUCUCUGGAACAGGCUGUCUCUGGAACAGACUGUCUCUGGAACAGGCUGUCUCUGGAACAGGCUGUCUCUGGAACAGGCUGUCUCUGGAACAGGGAUGAUUAGAAGCAGAUCUACCAUUUUCAUAAACACUUUGUAUUUAGAUUUCGGUCAUCAAACAAAUCCAAGUUUAACCCUGACGGCAAUUUAGUCCUUCUCUUUCUUAUUACGUUGAAACAUUUGCCAUUACAAGUUGAUUUGCUGUUGUAGUGUACUCUGUUAUUAUAUGGCUGCUGUACACAUGAGACAAAUUCUAUUAGGUCGUUCUUUAUAUUUUCUAAUUAUAUUAAGCGUAUAAAUUAAUCUCAAUGUUUACAUGACAUUUUCCAAUAGUGUUCACAUUUUUUGUGGGAAUUUGAAAUAUAUGAGGGAAAUUUGGCAUGCAAUUGAUUUGUUAAUUGUAAUAUACUUGAGUCAAAGGAAUAAAGAAUGAAUCCAA
Molecule: messenger RNA, 2565 nt
Organism: Salvelinus sp. IW2-2015
Lineage: Eukaryota; Metazoa; Chordata; Actinopteri; Salmoniformes; Salmonidae
Product: chemerin-like receptor 2
Biological process (GO): complement receptor mediated signaling pathway; positive regulation of cytosolic calcium ion concentration; inflammatory response
Cellular component (GO): plasma membrane
Molecular function (GO): G protein-coupled receptor activity; complement receptor activity
Source: RefSeq, a predicted model, not a curated record